GAUAUUCUUUAUAAUAAUAUUGAUAAUAAUAGGCUAAUACAAUUAUUCUAUAAUAGCCUUAAAGAAAGAAUUAAGGACGAGCUUUAUAAGGAAGACCGUCCCGAAACUAUUAAUAUAUAUAUUAAUAUAACUAUCCACAUCGACGAUCGGCUAUUCUAA
This is a messenger RNA of Neurospora tetrasperma FGSC 2508, 159 nucleotides long. RefSeq lists its product as uncharacterized. NCBI's taxonomy places the organism in Eukaryota, Fungi, Ascomycota, Sordariomycetes, Sordariales, Sordariaceae. The annotation marks the transcript as partial. The transcript has a single exon. The record is from RefSeq and is a predicted model, not a curated record.